Molecule: messenger RNA, 1851 nt
Organism: Spodoptera littoralis (African cotton leafworm)
Lineage: Eukaryota; Metazoa; Arthropoda; Insecta; Lepidoptera; Noctuidae
Source: the annotation of a GenBank genome assembly
AUGAGCAAAAGCGGUUUGAAGACAAUCGCUGAUGAGGAUAAGGAGGAGAAGUUCGGAUUCGUAUUCGCCGUAUCCGGUCCCGUCGUCACGGCGGAGAAAAUGUCCGGAUCGGCUAUGUACGAGCUGGUGCGUGUCGGGUACCACGAGCUGGUCGGAGAGAUCAUUCGUCUUGAGGGUGACAUGGCCACCAUCCAGGUAUACGAAGAAACAUCAGGCGUAACAGUAGGUGACCCCGUACUGCGUACUGGCAAGCCCCUGUCUGUAGAGCUCGGUCCCGGUAUCCUGGGCUCCAUCUUUGACGGUAUCCAGCGUCCAUUGAAGGACAUCAACGAGCUCACACAGUCCAUCUACAUCCCCAAGGGUGUCAACGUACCUUGCCUUGGACGUGAUGUCACCUGGGAAUUCAACCCCUUGAAUGUUAAGGUCGGUUCUCACAUCACCGGAGGAGACUUGUACGGUAUCGUACACGAGAACACACUUGUCAAGCACAAGAUGUUGAUCCCACCCAAGGCCAAGGGUACCGUCACCUACGUCGCGCCAACCGGCAACUACAAAGUCACUGACGUGGUGCUGGAGACGGAGUUCGACGGCGAGAAGGAGAAGUACUCCAUGCUGCAGGUGUGGCCGGUGCGCCAGCCGCGCCCCGUCACUGAGAAGCUGCCCGCCAACCAUCCGCUGCUCACUGGCCAGAGGGUGCUCGACUCUCUCUUCCCUUGUGUCCAGGGUGGUACCACGGCCAUCCCCGGCGCCUUCGGUUGUGGCAAGACUGUCGUCUCCCAGGCUCUGUCCAAAUACUCCAACUCCGACGUCAUCAUCUACGUCGGAUGCGGUGAACGUGGUAACGAGAUGUCUGAGGUACUGCGUGACUUCCCCGAGCUGACAGUAGAGAUCGAGGGCAUGACCGAGUCCAUCAUGAAGCGUACAGCACUCGUCGCCAACACCUCCAACAUGCCUGUAGCCGCCCGAGAGGCUUCCAUCUAUACCGGUAUUACCCUCUCCGAGUACUUCCGUGACAUGGGUUACAACGUAUCCAUGAUGGCUGACUCGACCUCUCGUUGGGCCGAGGCUCUUCGUGAGAUCUCAGGUCGUCUGGCUGAGAUGCCUGCCGACUCCGGUUACCCCGCCUACUUGGGAGCUCGUUUGGCUUCCUUCUACGAGCGUGCCGGCCGAGUGAAGUGCUUGGGUAACCCCGACAGGGAGGGCUCCGUGUCCAUCGUGGGCGCCGUGUCGCCGCCCGGAGGAGACUUCUCCGACCCCGUGACGGCGGCCACGCUGGGUAUCGUGCAAGUGUUCUGGGGUCUCGACAAGAAGCUGGCGCAGCGCAAGCACUUCCCCGCCAUCAACUGGCUCAUCUCCUACAGCAAGUACAUGCGAGCGCUCGACGACUUCUAUGAGAAGAACUACCCCGAGUUCGUGCCCCUCAGGACCAAGGUCAAGGAGAUCCUACAGGAAGAAGAGGAUCUUUCCGAAAUCGUGCAGCUGGUCGGUAAGGCAUCGCUUGCCGAAACUGACAAAAUCACCCUCGAGGUCGCCAAGCUGCUUAAAGACGACUUCUUGCAACAAAACAGCUACUCGUCGUACGAUCGUUUCUGUCCGUUCUACAAGACCGUGGGCAUGUUGAAGAACAUCAUCUCAUUCUACGACAUGUCGCGACACGCCGUGGAGUCCACCGCUCAGUCCGACAACAAGGUCACCUGGAACGUCAUCCGUGACGCCAUGGGCAACGUACUCUACCAGCUCUCCUCCAUGAAGUUCAAGGACCCCGUGAAAGAAGGCGAGGCUAAGAUCAAGGCAGACUUCGACCAACUCCUGGAAGACAUGGCGGCCGCCUUCCGCAACCUCGAGGACUAA